Ostrinia nubilalis (European corn borer) is the source of this 1316-nucleotide messenger RNA. It is a transcript of the gene Or-64, whose product is annotated as odorant receptor 4-like. The record is from RefSeq and is a predicted model, not a curated record. The transcript has 9 exons. Gene Ontology annotation, cellular component: plasma membrane. Bases 1 to 1254 code for a protein of 417 amino acids. NCBI's taxonomy places the organism in Eukaryota, Metazoa, Arthropoda, Insecta, Lepidoptera, Crambidae. Gene Ontology annotation, molecular function: olfactory receptor activity; odorant binding. Gene Ontology annotation, biological process: detection of chemical stimulus involved in sensory perception of smell; sensory perception of smell.
AUGACUAUCCUGAAUUCAAUUUGGAGGAAGCUAACGAAUACCAAAGCUCUGGAAAAAUCCAGCGGCUGCCUGGAAACUCAGUUCUUUGAGACCGUUUACCGGGUUUCUUAUUUGACAGGCAUAUCUAUGGCGGAUGAAGAUAUCCCUUACCUGAUCUACAGUAGCGUUGUGAAACUCCUUAUAUUCUUGCUGAUUGUUGGAGAGUUCUGGCAUCUCGCCACGGAGGUGACAAGCUUCGAUGAGAUGGCCGACAUGGUUAACAUCACUGUCAUUCAGUAUAUCGCUAUUUUCAGAUACAGGAGCAUGUUAUACCAUAAGGAUGUGUACAAAAAACUAGCCACAUCCAUGGAGUCGCAAUAUUUUGAUAUAUCUACAAAGGAAAGGAGGGAUGUGGUUGAUUACUGGGUCAAAAGGAAUGCUAACAACGUGAAGUUGUUACUUGUGUUAGGAAACUGUACCUUAAUUGCUUGGUUUCUGUACCCCUUGGUAGACGACCUGGAAUACAACGUGUUCAUCGGGAUUCGCCUGCCUUUCCCUUACUAUAGCCCGGUGUGCUACGCCUUCGUGUACCUGCUCUUGUUGAUAGUCUUCUCGUAUAUAUCCCACUUUGUGAUGGCCAACGACCUGAUCAUGCAGGCUCAUCUACUGCACAUGGUGUGCCAGUUUGAUGUACUCUGCAACUGCUUUGAGAACUUAAUGGAGGAUUGUGCAAAAGGAUUUAAAGGUAUAGAUCGAGAAAGUCUGCUGGCGAAUGCGAAUUACAGAGAAGUCUUCAAAGCAAGGCUGGGUGAUAUGAUUACUCAACAUCGGUAUAUUCUUGACCACGCCAUGGAACUCCGCCACACGCUGAGCGGCCCCAUGCUAGGCCAAUUGGCGGCCAGUGGGACUCUUAUUUGCUUUAUCGGUUAUCAAGCGACUACGUCUGGAGCUUACAACAUCACCAAGUGCCUCAUGAGUUUGUUCUACCUGUGUUACAAUUUGCUUGUGUUUUACAUUAUUUGUCGUUGGUGCGAAGAAAUUUCAGUUCAGAGUCAAAGAGUAGGUGAAGCAGUGUACUGCUCGAACUGGGAGUGCGGUGCUAGCAAUAUCCCUGGAGUCAAGGUGUCCCUGCUCAUGGUGAUAACGCGCGCCAACAAGCCCCUGACCCUCACUGCUGGAGGGGUCUACGAUCUGUCGCUUAUGACUUUCAGCUCUAUAUUAAAAACAUCAUACAGCGCAUUGACGCUCUUGCUACGUCUCAAAAGUACGGAAUAAAAGCUAAUAUCAUGUUUAUAAUGCACGCAAGAUUUACACGCGUAGUGAUUUCAGCAAAUAUU